Molecule: messenger RNA, 732 nt
Organism: Clonostachys byssicola
Lineage: Eukaryota; Fungi; Ascomycota; Sordariomycetes; Hypocreales; Bionectriaceae
Source: the annotation of a GenBank genome assembly
AUGCACUUGUCCCAUAAACUUAACAUCCUCCAUAGCAAGGUUGAGGCUCGUCCGGCCUCCACGCUGCAACAUCCAAUACCUCCAGUUCUCCAAGGUUUCUACCAGCGCACAUUCCAUCUAGGAGAGACAUCUGACCAUCCACUGUAUGCUGUCAGCGUCCAGUCAGGAUGGGGUUGUAGCCCGCCUGGCGUUACUCUCUAUAGUGGCCCAACAAACAAGCACCCAGUCCUAGCCAAAGCUGCCGAUGAGAUUGGUUCGACACACAACGCUCUUAACAGCGUCGUCCAAAUGCCUCCACUUCCUGGAACCCAUCAAGCCAGCGUGGAAGAUCUGCGCGCAGCAGUCGAUCGCGAAACCGCCACCUUUCAAUUUUCUGUCGAUGUUGGAUACGCCCAUGAUCUAAGGCGUGAAUUUUUUGAAUGGCGUAAGAUCGAAACCAGCCAUGAGAUAGGCAUCCUUCCUCCACAGUUCGAAUCCGGAUUCAGACUUGUUCGUUUGGGUAGCGGUGGCGUCUUCCGGCAACCAGAAGUGGUUGCAACAAUCGCGUUUCACGAUGGCAGGGCUAUGACCUUGCCCUUUAUCUUACAGUUUUAUUCAUCUCUCGGAGAUCGGUGGGCUAUCAUGGUGAUUGUCACGGCGUUGAAAAUAUGGGCACUGAACAUACAGGGGAAGGCAACGGCUUCGUAUAUUUCUGCACAGGGAGACGGCUGGGUGACUGGGACGAGUGUUUAG